Molecule: messenger RNA, 2868 nt
Organism: Grus americana (Whooping crane)
Lineage: Eukaryota; Metazoa; Chordata; Aves; Gruiformes; Gruidae
Gene: GALNT18
Product: polypeptide N-acetylgalactosaminyltransferase 18
Exons: 18
Coding region: 286-2538 (750 amino acids)
Cellular component (GO): Golgi apparatus
Source: RefSeq, a predicted model, not a curated record
CUUUUAAAUGUUUGGAAUACAUCUGUUGAUUGGACUGAAUUAAUGUGGGAAGAAUAAUUUAAGAAAAUUGUAACUACUGUCCAUGGUGGUGGUCAUUGCCUUAUGUGAGAAGAUGCCUCUGGAGAGAAGGGCUUGAUCCUACUCUCUCUGAAGUCAAUGGCUGAGUCAGAAUUUUAAGGCCUUGAAGAACCCCAGAUUGUCAAUAUGUAGAGAUGCAUUGAUGGAGCACUCUGUUGCAGAUCUCCCAGGGCUUCAGAUAAGCCAGGUCAGUGAUUCACCCUAGUUAUGAGAACUACUUUGCGCACCUCCAAGAACCAGUUGGUGACUGGACCAAAAAUAUUCCCUCUGCUUGGUGUUCUGGCUGGAUUUUUUGGAGCUAUAUGGAGGGAUCUCAGGAUGGUGUGCACCAGGAAAACCAAAACUUUAGUGUCCACUUGCGUGAUUUUGAGUGGAAUGACUAACAUCGUCUGCCUACUGUACGUGGGCUGGGUCACCAACUACAUUGCCAGUGUUUAUGUGAAAGUGCAGGAGCCGAUCUCAGAAAAAAAGUUAGAGGAAGACAAAGGGGACACUUUAAGGAUUAUAGAAAGGCUGGACCAUUUGGAAAAUGUCAUCAAGCAGCACAUCCAAGAAGCUCCACCAAAACUGGAAGAAAAUCCUGCUGAGGCGUUCACUGACUCAUCGCUCUUUGCUCACUGGGGCCAGGAUCUUAGUCCUGAGAACAGACGCAUUGCACUUAAACAAUUCCAGUAUUACGGCUACAACGCUUACCUGAGCGAUCGCUUGCCGCUGGACAGGCCCCUGCCUGACCUCAGGCCUAAUGGGUGUCGAAACCUUACAUUUCCUGACAGACUUCCCGAGGUCAGCAUUGUAUUCAUAUUUGUUAAUGAAGCUCUCUCGGUGAUUCUGCGCUCCAUUCAUUCAGCCAUUGACCGGACUCCUGCUCACCUGCUCAAAGAGAUUAUUUUGGUUGAUGAUAACAGUAAUAAUGAUGGUCCUAAACCAGCCUGGAAUACUCUACAAAGCUUCAGGCAUCGUGCAGACGUGAACACUUCAGCAGAAGACAGAUCAGUAAAUCCACUGAGACAAAAUUUGAUGUUGUUUCUGUGGGUGAACUGCCUAGUGAGUAAAUUAAGUGCAGAGGAGUAUGCAGGACAUACCUCCAGAGCAGGAGAACCAGGAGUGCUAGGGGAUGGAUCUACUCUGCGCACACUGCUUGGAAAGGCUGCUGGUGUGACUAUUGCUCGUAGGAGGAUACUGUGUUUUCCAGUGAAAUUCCGUUCAAAAAAGAUCUUCCAGCUUGGCGAUGAAGAACUCAAGGAGAAGCUAAAGAAGUAUGUUGAUGAAGUGAAUGCCCGUAAGCCUGGUUUCAUCAAGGUUGUUAGACACAGCAAACAAGAGGGCCUGAUUCGAUCUCGAGUUAGUGGAUGGAGAGUAGCCACAGCACCAGUAGUCGCUCUCUUUGAUGCCCAUGUGGAGUUCAAUGUGGGAUGGGCUGAACCAGUGCUCACUAGGAUAAAAGAAAACAGAAAAAGAGUAAUUUCUCCAUCAUUUGAUAACAUUAAGUAUGAUAAUUUUGAAAUAGAGGAGUAUCCCCUCUCAGCGCAGGGGUUUGACUGGGAACUGUGGUGCCGAUAUCUGAACCCUCCUAAGUCAUGGUGGAAACUGGAGAACACAACUGCUCCAAUAAGAAGUCCUGCAUUGAUUGGAUGCUUCAUAGUAGAUAGAGAAUAUUUCCAAGAGAUUGGCUUACUGGAUGAAGGCAUGGAAGUAUACGGAGGAGAGAAUGUGGAGCUCGGAAUCAGGGUAUGGCAAUGUGGAGGAAGUGUUGAGGUUCUACCUUGCUCCAGGAUUGCCCACAUUGAAAGAGCACAUAAACCAUAUACAGAAGAUCUAACUGCUCAUGUCCGGCGAAAUGCACUAAGGGUGGCUGAAGUCUGGAUGGAUGAAUUUAAGAGCCAUGUCUAUAUGGCAUGGAACAUACCCCAGGAGGACUCCGGAAUUGAUAUUGGUGAUAUUUCUGAGAGGAAGGCCUUGAGGAAAAAGCUCCAGUGCAAGACCUUUAGGUGGUAUCUCGUCAGCGUGUAUCCAGAAAUGAGAAUGUAUUCAGAUACUGUCGCCUAUGGGGUGCUGCAGAAUUCCCUGAAAAGUGAUUUGUGCCUUGAUCAAGGGCCAGACACGGAGAAUAUCCCAAUCAUGUAUAUCUGCCAUGGAAUGACACCACAGAAUGUUUAUUACACAAGCAAUCAGCAGCUCCAUGUGGGUGUUCUGAGUCCCACUAUCGACGAUGAUGACAACAGAUGCCUGGUGGAUGUGAACAGCAGGCCCAGGCUCAUUGAAUGCAAUUAUGCCAAAGCCAAGAGAAUGAAGCUUUACUGGCAGUUUACUCAGGGAGGUCCAAUCCAGAACCGAAAAUCCAAGCGUUGCCUGGAAUUGCAGGAAAACAAUGAAAAUGAAUUUGGAUUUCAACUCGUCCUUCAGAAAUGCACUGGACAACGUUGGUCUAUAACAAAUGUCCUGAAAAGCUUAUCGUCAUAGCAGACUAAAUUUUUUACCCAUUUCUUUUGCUACUGUGUAGCAAAUAUUGCAUUGUUGCCUGCUGUACUGUAUUCCUCAUGCCCCCUCCCCCCCCAUUCCUUCUCUCCUCUUUUUUGUCCCUUUGAUUUUAUUUUGUGAGUGUGUGGAAAUUGGGUUUAUGGGCUGAAAAUAAGACAUUUUUAUUUCACAAUGAUGUUUUCAUGGCAUUUAUAGAGAAGCUGAAUGACAGGUGAUGGGUAGGCUAUCCUAAAAUAUUUUACAACUGUAAAUAGGAAACAAAUGGAGAAUAUUUAUAACUGAAACUUUUAUUGAAUAAAAAAGUCCAAACAC